AUGGAGCAGUCAGUGCUUGUACCACCAGGACCAGACAGCUUCCAAUACUUCACUAGAGAGUCUCUUGCAGCUAUUGAACAACGCAUUGCUGCAGAAAAAGCUAAGAAUCCUAAACAAGAUCGUAAAGACAAUGAUGAUGAAAAUGGGCCAAAGCCAAACAGUGAUUUGGAGGCAGGAAAAACACUUCCGUUUAUAUACGGUGACAUACCUCCAGGAAUGGUGUCUGAGCCCUUGGAAGACAUGGACCCAUAUUACAUCAAUAAAAAAACCUUUAUAGUAUUGAAUAAAGGGAAGGCAAUCUUCCGAUUCAGUGCCACCUCUGCCCUGUACAUUUUAACUCCCUUCAAUCCUCUUAGAAAAAUAGCUAUUAAAAUUUUGGUACAUUCAUUAUUCAGCAUGCUUAUCAUGUGCACUAUUUUGACCAACUGUGUAUUUAUGACCAUGAGUAACCCUCCGGACUGGACAAAGAAUGUAGAGUAUACGUUCACUGGAAUUUACACAUUUGAGUCACUCAUAAAAAUCAUUGCAAGAGGCUUUUGCUUAGAAGAUUUUACUUUUCUUCGAGAUCCAUGGAACUGGCUUGAUUUCACUGUCAUUACCUUUGCAUAUGUGACAGAGUUUGUGGACCUGGGCAAUGUCUCAGCGUUGAGAACAUUCAGAGUUCUCCGAGCUUUGAAAACAAUAUCAGUCAUUCCAGGCUUGAAGACUAUCGUGGGAGCCCUAAUUCAAUCUGUGAAGAAGCUCUCGGACGUUAUGAUCCUGACUGUAUUUUGUCUGAGUGUAUUUGCACUAAUAGGGCUUCAGCUGUUCAUGGGCAACUUGAGGAAUAAAUGCCUGCAGUGGCCUCCAGAAAAUUUUACUCUGGAAACAAAUAUUACGUCCCAGCUAAACAGCACCAUAGGUGAAAAUGGUACAUUGGUUAAUUCAACAGUGACUCCAUUUGACUGGAAGGGGUACAUUGAAGAUGAAAGUCAUUUUUAUUUUCUGGAAGGGCAAAACGAUGCUCUGCUUUGUGGGAAUAGCUCUGAUGCUGGGCAGUGCCCAGAGGGAUAUACAUGCGUGAAAGCUGGUAGAAACCCCAAUUAUGGCUACACAAGUUUUGACACCUUCAGCUGGGCUUUCUUGUCACUAUUUCGCUUGAUGACUCAAGACUUCUGGGAAAACCUUUAUCAAUUGACACUACGUGCUGCUGGGAAGACAUACAUGAUAUUUUUUGUUCUGGUGAUUUUUCUGGGUUCUUUCUACUUGAUCAACUUGAUCUUGGCUGUGGUCGCCAUGGCCUACGAAGAACAGAAUCAAGCAACUAUGGAAGAAGCAGAGCAGAAAGAGGCAGAAUUUCAACAGAUGCUGGAACAACUAAAGAAGCAACAAGAAGCAGCUCAGGCAGCAGCGGUGGCAGCAGCAGCAGUAACAGCAUCCGCGGAGUCAAGGGAGCCCAGUGCUGCGGGAGAAGCAGGAGGGCUCUCAGAAAGUUCCUCAGAGGCAUCAAAAUUGAGCUCAAAAAGUGCAAAAGAGAGAAGAAACAGAAGGAAAAAAAGAAAACAGAAAGAACAGUCUGGAGGAGAGGAAAAAGAUGAAGAUGAAUUUCACAAGUCUGAAUCAGAAGAAAGCAUCAGAAGGAAAGGUUUCCGAUUAUCUAUUGAAGGCAAUAGAUUGACAUACGAAAAGAAGUAUUCUUCUCCACAUCAGUCUUUGCUGAGCAUUCGUGGCUCCCUGUUUUCCCCAAGGCGCAAUAGCAGAACAAGUCUUUUCAGCUUCAGAGGUAGAGCAAAGGAUAUAGGAUCAGAAAAUGACUUUGCUGAUGAUGAGCACAGCACUUUUGAAGACAAUGAUAGCAGAAGAGAUUCUCUCUUUGUGCCGCGCAGACACGGUGAACGGCGCAACAGUAACAUUAGUCAGGCCAGUAGGUCAUCCAGGAUGCUGGCAGUGUUUCCAGUGAAUGGGAAGAUGCACAGCACUGUGGAUUGCAAUGGGGUGGUUUCCCUGGUUGGUGGACCAUCUGUUCCUACAUCGCCUGUUGGACAGCUUCUGCCAGAGGUGAUAAUAGAUAAACCAGCUACUGAUGACAAUGGCACCACUACAGAAACAGAAAUGAGGAAGAGAAUAUCAAGCUCUUUCCAUGUUUCUAUGGACUUCCUCGAAGAUCCAGCUUUAAGGGUAAGAGCCAUGAGUAUUGCUAGCAUUCUCACAAACACUGUGGAAGAACUUGAAGAAUCAAGACAGAAAUGCCCACCAUGUUGGUAUAAAUUUGCAAACAUUUUCUUGAUCUGGGACUGCAGUCCACAUUGGCUAAAAGUAAAACAUAUCGUCAACUUAGUGGUAAUGGACCCAUUUGUUGACCUGGCUAUCACAAUUUGCAUUGUUUUAAAUACACUCUUUAUGGCUAUGGAACAUUAUCCGAUGACCGAUGAAUUCAAUAAUGUACUUUCAGUUGGAAAUCUGGUCUUCACUGGAAUCUUCACAGCAGAAAUGUUUCUCAAGAUAAUUGCAAUGGAUCCUUACUAUUAUUUCCAGGAAGGCUGGAAUAUUUUUGAUGGUUUUAUUGUAACACUUAGCUUGGUUGAGCUUGGUCUUGCAGAUGUGGAAGGACUCUCAGUUCUUCGAUCAUUCAGAUUGUUACGAGUUUUCAAACUGGCGAAAUCUUGGCCAACACUAAAUAUGCUGAUAAAAAUUAUUGGUAACUCUGUGGGAGCUCUGGGUAACCUGACCCUGGUGCUGGCCAUCAUUGUCUUCAUUUUUGCUGUGGUUGGGAUGCAGCUGUUUGGGAAAAACUACAAGGAAUGUGUCUGCAAAAUCGCAAGUGACUGUGUGCUUCCACGCUGGCACAUGCAAGAUUUUUUUCACUCGUUUUUGAUCGUAUUUCGAGUGCUGUGUGGAGAAUGGAUAGAAACGAUGUGGGACUGCAUGGAGGUUGCAGGCCAAGCCAUGUGCCUUACUGUCUUCAUGAUGGUCAUGGUGAUUGGAAACCUAGUGGUACUGAACCUAUUUUUGGCCUUGCUCUUGAGCUCAUUUAGUGCAGACAACCUUGCUGUGACAGACGAUGACAAUGAAAUGAAUAAUCUCCAAAUUGCUGUAGCAAGAAUGCAGAAGGGCAUAGAUUACGUGAAAAGAAAAGCACGUGAAUUCAUCCAAAAAGCCUUUGUUAAAAAACAAAAAGCUUUAGAUGAAAUCAAGCCACUUGAAGAUUUGAACAACAAAAAUAGCUGCAUUUCUAACCAUACAACUGUGGAACUAAGCAAGGAUCAUGACUAUAUUAAAGAUGCAAAUGGAACAACUAGUGGCAUAGGCACAGGCAGCAGUGUGGAAAAAUACAUAAUUGAUGAAAGUGAUUACAUGUCAUUCAUAAACAACCCAAGUCUCACUGUGACAGUUCCCAUUGCUGUGGGUGAAUCUGACUUUGAAAACCUAAACACAGAGGAAUUUAGUAGUGAAUCGGACUUGGAAGAAAGCAAAGAGAAGUUAAAUUCAUCUAGUUCAUCAGAAGGUAGCACAGUUGAUAUUGGACUUCCUGCAGAAGAACAACCAGAAGAACAACCUGAAGAAGCCCAGGAGCCAGAGGCCUGCUUCACAGAAGGCUGUGUAAGAAGGUUCAAAUGCUGUCAAGUAAGUAUAGAAGAAGGGAGAGGAAAGCAGUGGUGGAACCUUAGAAAAACCUGCUUCAAGAUUGUCGAACACAACUGGUUUGAGACUUUCAUUGUCUUUAUGAUUCUGCUCAGUAGUGGAGCUCUGGCUUUUGAAGACAUAUAUAUUGAACAGCGUAAAACUAUCAAGACCAUGCUGGAAUAUGCUGACAAGGUCUUCACUUACAUCUUCAUUCUGGAAAUGCUGCUGAAGUGGGUGGCCUAUGGCUAUCAAACAUACUUUACUAAUGCCUGGUGCUGGCUGGACUUCCUGAUUGUCGAUGUCUCUUUGGUUAGCUUAACAGCAAAUGCAUUGGGUUACUCUGAACUUGGUGCCAUUAAGUCCCUUAGGACACUAAGAGCUUUGAGACCUCUAAGAGCUUUGUCACGAUUUGAAGGCAUGAGGGUGGUUGUGAAUGCCCUUUUAGGAGCAAUUCCAUCCAUCAUGAACGUGCUUCUCGUUUGUCUUAUAUUCUGGCUAAUUUUCAGCAUCAUGGGAGUAAAUCUGUUUGCUGGCAAGUUCUACUACUGUGUUAACACCACAACCGAUGAAAGGUUUGAAGUCGACCAAAUCAACAAUUUUAGUCAGUGCGAGGAACUCAUAAAAAACAAUCAAAGUGCCCGAUGGAAAAACGUGAAAGUAAACUUUGAUAAUGUAGGAUUUGGGUAUCUAUCUUUACUUCAAGUAGCUACAUUUAAAGGCUGGAUGGAUAUUAUGUAUGCAGCAAUUGACUCAAGAGAUGUAUUACAGCAACCCAAGUAUGAAGACAACCUGUACAUGUAUUUGUAUUUUGUCAUCUUUAUCAUUUUUGGGUCUUUUUUCACCCUGAACCUGUUCAUUGGUGUCAUUAUUGAUAACUUCAAUCAGCAAAAAAAGAAGUUUGGAGGUCAAGACAUAUUUAUGACAGAAGAACAGAAGAAAUACUACAAUGCAAUGAAAAAGCUGGGAUCCAAAAAACCACAAAAACCCAUACCAAGACCAGGGAACAAAUUCCAAGGCAUGGUCUUUGAUUUUGUGACACAGCAAGUCUUUGACAUCAGCAUUAUGAUUCUUAUUUGUCUUAACAUGGUUACCAUGAUGGUAGAAACUGAUGACCAGAGUAAAGAAAUGGAAAAUAUUUUAUACUGGAUAAACCUGGUGUUCAUUGUCCUUUUCACUGGAGAAUGUGUCCUGAAAUUAAUUUCACUUCGCCAUUACUAUUUCACUAUAGGCUGGAAUAUUUUUGAUUUCGUAGUUGUCAUUCUCUCUAUAGUAGGUAUGUUUUUAGCUGAGAUGAUUGAAAAGUAUUUUGUAUCCCCCACACUAUUCAGAGUGAUCCGACUUGCCAGAAUUGGUCGCAUCCUGCGUCUCAUUAAAGGCGCGAAGGGAAUCCGCACUCUGCUUUUUGCUUUGAUGAUGUCUCUUCCUGCUUUGUUCAACAUUGGUCUGCUGCUGUUCCUGGUCAUGUUUAUCUAUGCGAUAUUUGGCAUGUCCAACUUUGCCUAUGUCAAGAGGGAAGCUGGUAUAGAUGACAUGUUCAACUUUGAAACGUUUGGCAACAGCAUGAUCUGCCUAUUUCAAAUCACCACAUCUGCUGGCUGGGAUGGUCUGCUAGCCCCAAUUCUUAACAGUGGGGAGCCAGACUGUGACCCUAACAAAGCUCAUCCGGGGAGCUCUGUGAAAGGCGACUGCGGCAACCCUUCUGUUGGGAUUUUCUUCUUUGUCAGCUACAUUAUCAUAUCAUUUCUGGUAGUGGUGAACAUGUACAUUGCCGUGAUUUUGGAGAACUUCGGUGUUGCUACUGAAGAAAGCGCUGAACCCUUGAGCGAGGAUGACUUUGAGAUGUUCUAUGAAGUCUGGGAGAAGUUUGAUCCUGAUGCAACACAAUUCAUGGAAUUUGAGAAAUUGUCUGAUUUUGCAGCAGCGCUUGAGCCUCCUCUUCAUCUACCCAAACCAAACAAAGUCCAGCUUAUUGCAAUGGAUCUGCCCAUGGUAAGCGGCGACAGAAUUCACUGCCUUGACAUCUUGUUUGCUUUCACAAAGCGUGUGUUGGGGGAAAGUGGGGAGAUGGACGCCCUCAGAAUACAGAUGGAAGAUCGUUUUAUGGCAGCCAAUCCUUCAAAAGUUUCCUAUGAACCAAUUACAACCACAUUAAAACGAAAACAGGAGGAAGUAUCUGCUGUCAUUAUUCAACGGGCUUACAGACGUCACCUUUUAAAACGAACAGUAAAACAAGCUUCCUUUAUCUAUAACAAAAACAAAACAGAAGGAGGGGCUGGUCAGGGUAUGAAAGAUGAAAUCCUUAUUGACAAGUUAAAUGAAAACUCAUUUACAGAGAAAACCGAUAUAACUGCAUCAACAGCAGUUUGUCCACCUUCUUAUGAUCACGUAACAAGGCCAGUCAAAGGAAAGCAUGAAAAGGAAGAUAAAGAUGUUCAGAAAUAAAAGCAAAUAGCAAGCAAAAUCAUCUAUGUGCAAAAUAGUUCUAGGCUGUAAGGAUCAUGUGUUUGUGUCAACAGGACUCCUGCUGGAGGUCUAUGCCAAACUGACAAUUUUUACAAAUAUACUGUACAUUAAAGGUCAGUGCCUAUUAAAAGACAGUGACCCCUUGUCAGUGACUGUGAUACGGGGAAACAAGCUUGACAGGAGGUUACUGUUCUCACUACCAGCUGACACUGCUGAAGAGGAGAGAAAAAAUGGCUACUCAGACUGUAGGGACCAGUGAAAGGGGUGCAAACGAAGUAUUUGUGUGUUUAGCAUAAAACAAUACAGUAACUGUAUCCACUGGUUGCAUUUCAACUGCCACAUACGUCAUAUUUUUACAAAACCUGUGUUGGUGGAUUCAUCUUAUUUUUAUUCAUAUGUUGUUUAUUAUAUGUGACUAUUUUUGUAAAUGGGGCUUCUGUUGGGGAAGGGGAUUAAGUACACCUUUACAGGUACAAGGGCCAGGUGUUCUAUUAUUCAACUAAUAUACACACAGAAAUGAGUUGCAUGAAGGCAUGCUGCACUUAUAGAUCAUGCAUGAAAAUAACAUUAAGUCACAAAGAACAACAGAUUUCUUUUAGCGCGGUGUUUCUGGAAAGGAAUAACAGAUUUUGAGGUGCUUAAUUAAUGUAUUCAUGUUUCAUCACGUCCUAAGAAGUCUUGGUAUGCCUGUAAGGUCCCCUAUAACUCACGAGAACAGUAGA
Messenger RNA from Charadrius vociferus (killdeer), 6788 nucleotides. RefSeq names its product sodium channel, voltage-gated, type I, alpha subunit (gene SCN1A). The coding region runs from base 1 to 6045 and encodes 2014 amino acids. Gene Ontology annotation, biological process: sodium ion transmembrane transport; neuronal action potential; membrane depolarization during action potential. The record is from RefSeq and is a predicted model, not a curated record. Lineage: Eukaryota; Metazoa; Chordata; Aves; Charadriiformes; Charadriidae. Gene Ontology annotation, cellular component: voltage-gated sodium channel complex; axon; plasma membrane. Gene Ontology annotation, molecular function: voltage-gated sodium channel activity. The transcript is spliced from 26 exons.